GUCGAUUUACAACUGACAUUUUUCUGUUUAAACUGUAAGUUUACUGGAUAGCAGCUGGAACAUUACUUAAAAAUGCUGGUUCUUUUCUUUGAAAUUGUUCAAUUGAGUGAUUAUUUAUUAACACUAUCACUAUCUUUUUUUUAAAGUACAUCUCAACAAUGGCCGAAGAAGCUAAGAAGAGAACUUUGAUAGCUGUUAUAGGCGACGAAGACACUGUCACUGGAAUGCUUUUAGCUGGUGUUGGUCAGAUCAGUAACGAUGCUACUGAGUCCUACAAACAGAAAAAUUUCAUUGUUGUUGAUUCCAAGACCACUGAUGAUGAUUUGGCAAAGGCUUUUGACAAUUAUACAACCAAAAGAGAUGACAUUGCAAUUAUAUUGAUCAAUCAGCAUUUGGCUGAAAGAAUUCGAUUUAAAGUUGAAAACUUUACAGCUGCUUUUCCUGCAGUUCUAGAAAUUCCAUCUAAAGAUCACCCAUACGAUCCUGAAAAGGAUUCUGUUUUAAGAAGAGUUAAGAGACUUUUUGGUGAAUAAACUAGUGUUUAGGUUAUAUCUUUUUAUAUUGUUUUACUGAACAUUUAAUAGGAAUUAUAAUUGUAGAACUUUUACAAAUUUACUCUUCAGUUCUGGCUUUUUACUUUUAUUUUCACUAAUAUUUUUUUUACAUAUUACUUCAAAUACUUAUAAGACUGAUACAUUUUUUAAAUAAAUAACAAAAAUUGAAGUCGU
This is a messenger RNA of Ascoidea rubescens DSM 1968, 728 nucleotides long. It is a transcript of the gene VMA7, whose product is annotated as H(+)-transporting V1 sector ATPase subunit F. Gene Ontology annotation, cellular component: fungal-type vacuole membrane; proton-transporting V-type ATPase, V1 domain. NCBI's taxonomy places the organism in Eukaryota, Fungi, Ascomycota, Saccharomycetes, Ascoideales, Ascoideaceae. The transcript has a single exon. Gene Ontology annotation, molecular function: proton-transporting ATPase activity, rotational mechanism. Gene Ontology annotation, biological process: proton transmembrane transport. The record is from RefSeq and is a predicted model, not a curated record. Bases 159 to 533 code for a protein of 124 amino acids.